Messenger RNA from Trichomonas vaginalis G3, 207 nucleotides. RefSeq lists its product as uncharacterized. Lineage: Eukaryota; Parabasalia; Trichomonadida; Trichomonadidae. The coding region runs from base 1 to 207 and encodes 68 amino acids. The record is from RefSeq and is a predicted model, not a curated record. The transcript has a single exon.
AUGUUAUCAAGAUCCCAUGGGUUAUCAAAAUCAGGUUUCUGUGCAUCAUUGGUUUCAUUUAAGGCUAGGUUGGGCAUGUUUUCAGUUAAGGCUGGAUCGGGCAUGUUUUCAGUUAAGGCUGGAUCGGGCAUGUUUUCAGUUAAGGCUGGAUCGGGCAUGUUUUCAGUUAAGGCUGGAUCGGGCAUGUUUUCAGGCAGAGGUUCUUGA